AUGGACCCAUCAAACAUUCACAAUGGCACACAAUAUUUUUUGGAACACUUAAGCGAAAACCUAGGUCCACAGUCACUACCUCACAAGGUAGAUGCUUCAGUGUCAGCAGCAAAUACGUCUCUGAACCCUUCAAGCAUCAAUAUUUCCGAAACUAAACCCGUGCGUAACUACUCCAUACAGACCGGUGAGGAGUUUGCUCUCGAAUUUGUGCGAGACCGGGUCAAUCUCAGGACCCCAUUCGUGGGAAAUAUCUCGGGUGACCCCAGCUGCACAACCGGCUACUUAGAGCUCAAACGCAUUUUAGGCAUCAGUCGAACCUCUUCAGAAGUCAGUUCAGAUAUUUCCACGGUUGCCACAAUAGAAAAGACCUCAAGAGAAUUUGAGAGAAUGUCCAUACAACAACGCACAGGUGACCACAAGCCUUCGCAGUUGGAUCCACUCGCCUUGUCUCAUAUCGACAGCCAUCCGAGACAUGUGGACACCUCGUCUGGGGCUUCUCACACCUCCUUUAAGAAGCUCAAGAUUCUGUGCAGCUUUGGCGGAAGAAUUCUGCCGAGGCCGAGCGAUGGGAAGCUCAGAUACGUUGGUGGUGAGACACGCAUCGUGCGGAUCAGCAGAGACAUCACGUGGAGAGAUCUCUGGGAGAAAAUGACAGCAGUUUACGGCGGGACCCAUGUGAUAAAGUAUCAGCUUCCUGGGGAGGACCUCGAUGCCUUGAUUUCUGUGUCGGGCGAUGAGGAUUUGCAGAACAUGAUGGAGGAAUGCAACGUCUUGGGAGGCGAAGGAUCUGGAAGGCUCCGAAUCUUUUUGUUCUCACGCGUGGAUAUAGAAGAUGCAUAUAUUGGCCUGGCAGACGCUGGCGUUAAUUCAGAGAUGAAAUAUGUGGUUGCUGUCAAUGGACUGGAAAUGGGCCGGCGUAAGGGCUCAUCAGGGAACAAUCUUAGUCAGUUGGGCAUGGGAAAUGUUGAGAAGGACAGUCAUAUGGAAUUUGCGGGGGUGGAUAGGUCUAGUGAGGCGGGCCUUGUUGUCCCGCCAACGGCUUCUGAAUCUUCGAACCUUGUUUUGCCAAGUAUCUCCAGAGUUGACAAAACUGGUUUGCAGUUCUAUUCCGGUGAGCCCAUGCCUCAUAUGCCUUCAGCAGAUGGUGUUGUUACAAAGAAUACUCAUGGGGCUAUUUCUCGAGAGGAAGGCGAUGAAGGGAAGUUUCUUAGUAGCUCGGGUACACAGGUCUCAGAAAUACAUGAAAAGGAGAUAAAACACAAAUUCAAUGGCUUAGUUCAACUGGAAAAUGGUAUCAGCAGUAACCCAAAAAUCAAAUUUCCUGCUGAAGGGUCACACGUGGUGCCCACACUGGAUAGGGAUUUGUCAUCGAAGGCAUCAAAAUGUGAAGGAGUGCCCCAGGAAACAAUGCAAGUCUCAAAUCCUCUAGAUGCUGUUAAUCCAUCCAAACUUCCUAAAUCUGAUGGCAAUGAGUAUGAUACCACUGGCAAUGCUUCUGGUUCUCGAUCGAUCAUUUUAGAAUCUGAUCCAACAGAACCAAGCUGCUCAGAGACCUCUGUUCCUCCUCAGCUGAUCUUUUAUUCUGAGCGCAUUCCUAGAGAACAGUCGGGGCAUCUUAAUAGAAUUUCUAAGUCGGAUGGCUCUCACAGUUCUCAGUUUCUAAUUAAUGAAGAUUUAGUUGCUGAAUCCGCUGGGAGAUUCCAAUAUGGAAAUGUUGAUAAUGCCGCUCAUGUCGAGCCAGAAACUUCCAAUAAUGGACAUCCAAUAUAUCCACCUGAUGUUAAAGGCAUGAAUGAAAAUCAAGUUCCCAUGGCUGAAAUUGAAGCUGGAUUAACGUAUCCUGCUUCUGGAUAUGGUGGCGAUCAGCCCAUUAGUAAUGAUGCUCAUGGCCAUCCUCAACAUGAGGGUGACAUACUCAUCGAUAUCAACGACAGAUUCCCACGUGAUCUUCUUUCGGAUAUAUUCUCCAAAGCUAUUCUUUCUGAUGGCUCGUCUGGCAUUGGUCCUCUGCCGAAGGAUGGGACUGGUUUGAGCAUGAACAUUGAAAGCCAUGAGCCUCAAAGGUGGUCAUUUUUCCAGAGACUGGCAGGGGAUCAGUUCAUGAGAAGGGAUGUCUCUCUUAUAGAUCAGGACCACAUGUUCUCUGCGAAAGUUAACGAUGGCGCUCGUUUGGCGUAUGAUUUUGUGCCACAGGUUAAAGAUGAGAGCAUGCCAAGUCAUGGAGGAUUAGAGGAGAAAGGAUAUCAGAGAGAGGUACGGGAUGCAGAUGCAGCUGUCUCUAUGCCUGCUCCUUCGGAUUAUGACGCAUCUCAUGUGAAGUUCAGUGAAGGCAUUCAGGAUAGUGAGUUGAUGGGUAAUGUGAGAAUUGAGAAAUCAGAUUAUGAGGCUUGUUCUCAGGGGGGUUUCGGGAAAAUUAGCUUGGCUCCUCUAGAUCAAUUGUUGGUCGAUUUUGACAUCUUCAACUCAUUGCAGAUUAUACACAAUGCAGAUCUUGAAGAGUUAAAGGAACUUGGUUCUGGCACAUUUGGGACAGUAUAUCAUGGCAAAUGGAGAGGCUCAGAUGUGGCAAUCAAGCGUAUAAAGAAGAGUUGCUUCACUGGUCGACAAUCAGAACAAGAAAGAUUGACUAAUGAUUUUUGGAGGGAAGCUGAAAUUCUUUCGAAGCUUCACCACCCAAACGUGGUAGCAUUCUAUGGUGUUGUACACGAUGGACCAGGGGGAACAUUAGCUACUGUGACGGAGUACAUGGUCGACGGAUCUUUGAGACAUGCUCUACUUCGUAAGGAUAGACAGCUUGACCGCUGGAAGCGACUCGUAAUUGCUAUGGAUGCUGCUUUUGGGAUGGAAUAUUUGCAUUCAAAAAAUAUCGUGCACUUUGAUCUAAAAUGUGACAAUUUGCUCGUUAACUUAAAAGAUCCUUCAAGACCUAUAUGCAAGGUAGGUGAUUUCGGUCUAUCGAAAAUAAAACGAAACACCUUGGUAUCUGGCGGAGUUAGGGGGACCCUGCCAUGGAUGGCUCCCGAGCUGCUAAAUGGUAGUAGCAAUAAAGUGUCUGAGAAGGUUGAUGUCUUCUCAUUUGGUAUUGUCUUAUGGGAGAUACUCACUGGAGAGGAGCCGUACGCCAACAUGCAUUACGGGGCAAUCAUAGGAGGGAUUGUGAAUAAUACACUGAGGCCAACAAUACCGGGCUACUGUGAUCCGGAAUGGAGAAGGUUAAUGGAGCAGUGUUGGGCCCCGAAUCCAGUUGGGAGGCCUUGCUUCACUGAAAUCGCUAGCCGGUUGCGGGUCAUGUCUUCUGCUGCUCAGACUCGAAAGGGGAGUUCAUAG
Striga hermonthica is the source of this 3327-nucleotide messenger RNA. NCBI's taxonomy places the organism in Eukaryota, Viridiplantae, Streptophyta, Magnoliopsida, Lamiales, Orobanchaceae. The record is from the annotation of a GenBank genome assembly.